AUGGACGCCCGCAUCGACCGUGAUGCCCAGCUGAAAGCUCUCAAAUCACAGACCCGCCUGCCCACGCAAACAUGGUACGAAUGGUUCUGGGGCAUCAAGAAGAGCGUCCCAUCUCGAUCCACGGACGCUGCGACCUCUGAAGCACUCCGCAAAGCUUUCACACAGAUGCUGGACCACGUCGAGCCACCAGACGUCUUCAAGCCGUCCGAAGUCGCCCAGUUGCUGAGCAACAAGGAGCUGGAAGCUCUAGGCUACGAGAAGUGGGAAGACGCAUUACCUGGAGUGUAUGAGCUCGGGUGGGAGCUGCGGGAAUUCGGAGACUGUGAGAUACUGCGGAAAGGACAGUUGCUUAGUGAUGAUGUGCAGAUCACAGAUAUUGAUGGGCCCGUGAGGUUCCGGAGAAAGGCGUGGUGA
Molecule: messenger RNA, 414 nt
Organism: Zasmidium cellare ATCC 36951
Lineage: Eukaryota; Fungi; Ascomycota; Dothideomycetes; Mycosphaerellales; Mycosphaerellaceae
Exons: 1
Coding region: 1-414 (137 amino acids)
Source: RefSeq, a predicted model, not a curated record